AUGCUGUUCUUUCGUGAGAAUACCGAAUUGUGGAAGAAAAUAAACAACCGCACAACGAUUGCGAUGCUGUUGAUUUCUUGGCUCAGAAUGUUUAAGUACGCGAGACCGUUUGAAAAUGCCGGUAUGUAUUAUUCACCCCCACAGAGGUUUUGAUGGCAUGGCGUUGAGUCCAUAUUUCUUUCACUUCUAUCAUAGGCGAACGGCAGGGAAAAAUUAGGGGGGAAAUUAGCCCGAUAUUUUUACAUUUUGCGCAACGUAUCAAAAAUCAUUUCCAUGCUAAACUUCCAAAAAUUCUUUACAUACUUCUUUCGACUAUUGUCUUAGAUAUUUCUCUUGCCUUUCAAUUUAUUUCCCACAUCUUUCUACCCAACUUACGUUUAAAUUUGUCCAACUUCAAUUUCUCUGUUCCUCAGUUGCCUCCCUCCCCCCCCCCCACCAGAUUUUACAAAGAAAAACAUUUCUCUUCGUUGCUACCCCCCCCCCCUGCCCAGCCCGCCAAAAAUAUUGCCCGGUCCUUAGUUUUCAUUUUAUAUUUCACGUUUCCAAUACGUUGUUUCAGGUCCAUUUGUGGUGAUCUUCAGUAACGUCGUGGGAGACAUUUUGAAAUGGUUUGUUUUGAACGCGAUCAUAAUUAUUCCCUUUGCUUGCGCAUUCUGGAUCGAAUUUGGAUUUAAUUCCACGACCCCGGCGGAGGGCUACACCGACGUAUCGUCCCUGCUAUAUAACAUCUUCCAAAUAACGAUUGUUGGAGACUACGGCUGGAAAGAACUAAAGGGAGCUAACGAAAAUAUGGCGCGCAUAUUAUGCGGAAGUUUCAUCCUUGUCGCGGGCAUUAUCACGCUAAACCUGCUGAUCGCGCUCGUUUCGAACACGUUCGAACGUCACUACGAAAACGCGGUUGCGAACGCGGUUAUGCAACGCGCGAGCACGAUUGUGUUGCUUCAAUCACGAAUGGGACCAAAGAAACGCAAACGGUACUACGAGUUCAUCAAAACCAACGCAAGUCCGCAAAUUGUUCAAGCGAAAUACGGUGGACUCAUGACGGCAUGCCCCGAAGAGAGAGCGACGAUCGAACGAGUGUACGACGACAUACGGCAGAUUAAAAGCGUUCUAGCUGAGCGGUUUGGACGGCGUUACGGGAAGGGGAAUAAAUCUGAUAUGGAAAUUGUCCGCGAGGAUUUGGGGAAAGUUAAGAGGUCCGGAAAGGAAUUGGCGAGAGAUGUUAAGAAUGUCAAGUUGAUAUUGCGCGGUCGAAGUGAUCUGUGUCGAAUGAGCGGCGUACCCAGGGGCAAAAAAGAUGAUAACGACAGCGACGAAGAGACAAGUAAAAAUAAUUACAAUGAAAAUAAGAACUACGCCAACAGCAAGAAUAAGAACAACAAUAACGACAACAAGAACAGCAGCAAGAAUAACAACAACAACAACAAUAACGACAACAACAACAACAACAAUGAUGACGACAGCAACAAUCCAUUUACCCCUAACCGACCAAGAACAACCAGGAAGCGAAAUCGGUCCCGAAGAUCGAAGAAGCCCGACACUAGUACUUCUGAGGCAUCCGACUUUGAUGACGCAAGCAUAACCGGCCUUCCUGAAACACAUUUUCCAAAAGCACGUGAUUAUCAGGAGGCGGUUUAUUGGCCAAGAAGAAAGAAAGAGCCAUCCAAUGGUCACAGCAAACUCAAACGUGCUGGAGGAGAGGAUUGGCAAAAAGGUAAAUUGAGAUUCUAAUGUAUUCCCAGUGUCGUUUCGAUUUAAGCUUGAAUGAUGAUAAUUACUUCACAAAUCUCUUCUUGACCGGAAGCCUUAUUUCCACGAGUCGUGAGCGAAUUGCGUUUCGUCUUUUCUUUUUGAAAGUAGUUGGUGCUGUGCAAACUCCGGUUUUUCAGCUCUGACAUCGGCUGCUUCAUAGCCCAAAUCUUCGGUUCCAAUUCCGGGGAUACUGAAGUCUUCAACAGAGUAAUGGCGGGUAUUAUUCGGCCUAAUUUUGUCCCCAACGUAAGAUCACGUGAUGCAGCGUAUCAAAGCAUGACGCUAGCAAUUUACAACCUCUCCUGUGAUAGACAAAUCACAGACACAAUGACACAACAGAUAUGACUUCAGAUUAUAUGUUCUGUUAUUAUUUGUAACCAACGCUAAUUCUUCGAAAUUGUCACCUUUUUUUUGUCAUUCUGACUUCCCAGCCAGGAUGUUUGAUUCGCUUGAACGGGAUUUUACUUUUUAGGCGAGUAUAAUCAAUGGUCAUCGUACGAACAUUAUGGAGAGCCACAUCUCCAAUAUUUUUCACCAAGAUCAGAACGUAGAUACGUCGAACCACAAUACGGACACCACCACUCCGAUCACAACAGCAGUGUUCCCCUAAUGUACCAAACCCCGCCGGCUACCCCUUAUUACACCGAUAUGUCCCGCCAGAGGCGAAACCUGCGAGGAAGGCUCAGCUUACAACCUACACAGCCUCCAGCCAGUGUCUUUCAAUCACCACCCGAAAUUCAGGAAAGACGUCACACCUAUGGAUAUUCGAGCCGUCCAAAUGAAUACAAUGACCGGCAUAGUCGUGGGAGGUUGUCUCAGCCCCAAGAAUAUAUGACCCAACCUGAUGAAUUCAACGACCGGCUACGAGGAAGGCUCAGUUCGCAACCUACACAGCCUCCAGCCUGUGUCGUUCAACCACCACCCGGAAUUCAGGCAAGGCGUCACACUCAAGAAUAUUCUAGCCAGCAAAGUGAAUACAGGACGUCUCGGUCCCAAGAAUAUUUGAGCCAGCCAAUUGAUGUCAGUGGCCAGCAUGGAUACGGGAGGUUGUCUUGGGCAAAUGUGGGUCAACGAAGUGAUCAGGGAUCUCAGUACUCGGACCCAGACUUCCAUCAACCAACUGAGCGAAAGCAACGUGGCCGCGCAAUGACGGGAUCUGAGGUAUUAUAAUUUUAAGCCUUUCACCUUUGCGUGAAUAAGUUUUCUUUCAGUGACAUCGAAAUCCUAAAAUGGUCCGGUAAACAAACUUUAAUUGGAUUUUUUUAUUUGAAGCCUAUGCCAUAGAUGAAUUGCGAAUUAGUUUUCCUUUGUAUAUGCUGCUAAAAAUUCAUUUGUUGACAUGAUAUCCAGAGACUUAAUUGACAGCUAUAAAGAUAUGGAAACAUAUUUUAUUUCUUCCAAAUUUACAAGUAACCAGCUCUCAUUAAAAUACUAGGCAACCCGGCUACCAUUAUGGUACAAAGGAUUAAAACUAUAGAUUUAAAAAUUUACAAACUAUAUUGAACAGUGUUGUAAAAGUACUACAUGCAGGAAUACUAAUGCAAUACUAAUUUAAAAUACUACGUAAAGAACCAACGUGUUUACAAGUUAUAGGACAGUGUCAUUUGAAAUACUAUAGUCUAGAUGCACAUGAUAACAUGAAAUCUACCAAUAUAAGAGUUCUGGCCAGGUUCAUUGUCUGUUUCUAGAAUAAAAUAUAUUAUAACUUGUCCUUGUGCAACAACCAAUUAGUUUUCUAACUGAUGUAUUUUCUUUACAGAUCGUUUAGCAGUGGCGGAAAUCUUGGUGGGGCAGGGGGGGGCGGCCGCCCCCCCCCCUCCCCACCUUCACGGAAAAUUGACGAAUUUUCGGAAAUUUUGACCUAAAAGAGGGCUAAAAACAGUCUUUUCGAGUGCAAAUGGGGGGGGUAUGUCGGAAAUUUGAGAGUUUUGUCGGAAAUUUAGGAGGCUUUGCCCCCCCCCCACCCCCGAAAAAAGUGAAUUUCCGCCACUGUCGUUUAGCAUUACCUUGCGGCCUAAGAAGUUAUGAAGCAUACACCAAUAGCACCAAUGCACAAGUUAAAAUAUUUUACUUUAUUAAAUCGUUCCCUCAAAAGGUUACAGGGAUCGUGGUAUCGUUCUCUUUUCCUUAAACAAUUUUUUGCCAUACUAGUUUCGAAGCCGAUGAUCAAUUCAAUAACACAAAGUCUGGUCGUCAUUACAGCCUGAUUAUCAUGAUUAUCAAAACCCGUUCGGAAAGAGAUACUUCUAACUGGUCGUCGAUGUGAACUAGUGUAUGAUGAUAGAUGAUCGUCAAUUCUCUCUGUGUAUAUUUGAGCUUUCCCUCACAUCGCCACGAGUAUCUUUCAAGACUUUUGAAAUCCACAUUACAAAAGGAACACGCAACCAAGGCACAGAACCAAAGUAGAAUUGUAGAAAUGCUGUUUUUAUUCUCGUUAGGAACACCGCCGUUGUAAAGAUUGAUAAUUUGAUAGUUUGACACACACAAUAAGAAAGUUAAGAUAUAAUUCAACAGAUUUCUGCUUCUUGAACCGGUUAAAAUUGAGGAAACAUUUGGGGCCUGAAGGAGCAUCGUGGACACGUCCGCUUAUACUCCCUCGAGGACGUAACAAUCAUAAUAAUAAUUUUAAUAUUAAUAAUAAUGGUAAUUAUAAUGAUAUAACGAUAACGGUAAUAAUAAUGUAAACUUUAUUUAUUGAUUAUUAGGAUAUAUACAACUACAAUGAUAAAGCUUGCUUUACAGGUAGUUUAUCAAUGUCUACUUGAAUUGAUACUAUAUAUAUUUAUCAUACAAUAAUUAUUUUUACUAAAGGAUUUAUAUUGACAUUAGUUUUGGGUUAUCCCACUCUUUUUGGUUAUAAUAAUAAUAAUAAUAAUAAUAAUAAUAAUAAUAAUAAUGAAAACUUUAUUAAUUAAUAUAACAUUUAUAGAUAUAUACAAUUGUAUAAUAAUAAUAAUAACUAAUAAUAUUAAUAAUAAUAAUAAUAAUAAUAAUGGAAACUUUAUUAUAUGGAUAUUUAGAAGAUGUGUUUCUUCAAUAAGAGACCUCGCUACUUAGUACGCAAAAUUUUGCUUUCAAACUAUAUAAAUGUUUAUUUGAUAACAACUCCAAGUAAUUUCCGAUUAUCAGUAUUUUCCAGUUGAAUUCCAUUAAAUUCUAUAUGUAGGUCUGAAUUUAAUGUGGCUACACAUUGUCAUUGAUAAGUUGAUAUUGUCAUUGCUCAACCGUGGACUAGAGUAUACUGCUGCCUAUUUACCUAAAUGUAAUAUUUAAAUGGGGAUGAUAUAUAAAUCAUGAUAAAGAGGAAAGCACACCACAUCGUAAAAUUAACAGCUUUCCAAAUAAUUACUUGCCAAUUUUUUCACUUUCCAAAUGUGGACAUAGCCUAAUUAUCAAACGAAGACAAGUUUUUUUCUCAUUAAAAUUAUGUCGUCAGAAUCCUUUCACCUCUGAGAUAUCGUGGGUCGGAUUCUCGCUACGGACUCAUGUGAAAAGAGUCAGUCAACGCUCUGCCUAAAGUCGCGGGUUUUCUGCGAGUGCUCCGGUUUCCUCCCACAGGGAAAGUUGACAGGGUGGGUUAGGAUAAACAUAGUUAUAGGAAAGUAUUAUCACAACAAGGGUGGGUUGACAACAAAAUUUUUGUAGUUCGCUAUAACUACAGCUACUUCAAAAAUAUGUAGUCAGCUACAACUACUGCUACUACUUAACAAAGGUAGUUCGCUACUGACUACAGCUACUGCUUAAAAAAUGUAACGAACUAUUUCGCUAUUUCGCUACUCUAAAUUUUUUAGUUUUAUGGUAUUUGGAGCAUCCACUAGCUCAGGCUGUAAUACAACCUAUAACAAAUCGACUUACGAGUAGCAACAGUAAACAAGAAGGGUCAAAGCAACAUUUCUGUAAGCACUACAGUGUUCAGGAGUGCCACUUUUCAUUGCGCUAAAAUAAUCUUUACUGUGUAAAAUAAUCUUUUAAGCAAACCGUGUCUUAAUAUCAUCCUAUUCUAUGAACGUUGCUAACAAUUUUAAAAAGUAGCGAAUAGCGAUUCGCUGUUUGAAAAGUAGUCAACUACUUGGCUACUUUUAGGCAAAUUGUAGUUCGCUAUAACUACAACUACUGUUUUAAAAAAGUAGUCAAAAACUACUGGCUACUUGAAAAUUGUAGUUCGCUACAGUAGCGAACUACAACUACUUCGCUACUACCCACCCUUGUAUCACAAUGAAUCGAUCCCAGCUACGGACGAAAUUUUGACUUAGACAAUUACAUGAUUAAUGUAUUACGCGCGGUAAAAAUAACCACUUUCGGCUCAAAAAUGGUUAUUUUUCUCGCGAGUAAUGCAAAUAUAUACAAAAUUUGCGAACUUCACAGGGCUGUAUUUUCUUCAUUUUACAACAUUUAGCAACCAAUCUUUGCAGUUUUACGCAUCCUAAGACGCUCUUUCUAGCUGUGGUGUUGGAUUUCGUUAUUCUUGCCUUGAUCAAAAUUUAGUCUGUAGCUAGAAUCACUCAUUGUUGUGAAAGAUAAAUAAUCUAAGUGUGUAACAGAAGUGAGCGUAAUACUUGAUGUUAUCGGUCACUGAAAAGCCCCAAUGAAGUGAACUGAAUAAUGUAUAACUGUAUGUAUUUGAAAGACUUGCAAUGGAACUUUUUAGGCCAGGAGCUCUGGUGGUGAAGUAGCGGAAAAGCAAGGCGAAGGAGAAAUGUGGAAUCAAAAACAACAAGAAUCCAUAUCCAGAGAGAUGUCAGAGAUUCGUCAUUUUAGUACAACUGGAGAAGAUGGAAUGCGAAGUGAGAAUCAAGAUACGAAAGCCGAGGGCGAAAGUAAAUGCUAA
Molecule: messenger RNA, 6580 nt
Organism: Paramuricea clavata
Lineage: Eukaryota; Metazoa; Cnidaria; Anthozoa; Malacalcyonacea; Plexauridae
Source: the annotation of a GenBank genome assembly